CCGCAUCUUUAUCCCCGCCGCGGUAUAGAAUCGAAUCAGUACACUAGGAAGCUUCAAACCUUAUCUGCUGAUCACGAAGAUAGCGCAAGGCCAUGGCAGCUUCGUAUAAUGUUUGCCAAAGAGCAAAGCCUACGUCACUGAAUAGCUUUGUCUGUUGCGUUCCCUUUGUCACCACAAAAAUCGUCGUAGGCCAACAUGGCACGUACCGAAUAUGUUUAGUAUUUCUUAACAUGCCUGUGAUGCAACUUGAAAUUUUUUGUAGAGAUCACACUUGUGGCGCCUUUAGUUUUUUAGCAGCAGCUUUCCGCCACUUAAAUUGUUGCUCUUGUAAGAUUUCUUUGAACGCAUCAUCUUGCCAUCAUAGCAAGCAUUUGUUGCAGCAGCUGUACAUGUACUGUCAGCACCGUGCCAAGUUUUUGAAUGUCAUAUCUCGAAAGUGUGAGAAGUUCUGGCUGAUCUAUAUUUGACUCAGUAGUGGCUUCGUGUUCUCUAAGCUUAACGCGAAAGAACACUAAUCGCUCUGCUUGAAUUUAGAGUCCGCAAGCCUGCCAACGUGGCAGAGACAAAUUGAAGCCACGCGGUGAUACUACCGCUAACCUACAACGAGCUUUGAUGGCAUCCAUUAAUCGGAAACAGCGUUCAACUUGCUGCACAAAACGACCAGUCUGUGGGUGACGCCAGAUAGGGUACUUCUUGGCGUGAUAGACGACGAAUAUGCCAUCAAUUUAUUCCUGCACUUGUGCGUCUGGGCCUACCAGUCUUUUCUGUAGCCGCUCAUGGGAUAAGACAUUUCUGUAGGUCAAUCAGUGUGAUGAUGGUCCAAAUUUGGCUCUUGUCGUCGUCCUCGGUGCACCAGGUGACGGGUAAAAUGUACGGCAGCAGUGUUGCGUACUUCUUCGACAGUUCACGAGAUUCUGAUAUUUUAACUGUGACGAAUCUGAGUAUGAGAACGAUAUUGGUGGUAAAACAGCCAACAUGUUGUUUAACCAUGGCAGGGUUUGACGCAUAGUGCUGCUCGUACAGCCCUCUCCGACACAGAAGAGAUGUCACUGUUUCAACGCGAGAAAAGUUUUCAAAUGAUGUUUCGAUUUUUACUAACGCUUUUAUUGAUCAACAUGUUUACGAAUAUUGUAACCGCCAUCGUGGUCCAUAAAAAAUAAUAUUCAUGGUAUAUUGACAAGCCAGAGAAAGACUUUCUCUUCGCAGACAGUAGUAACUCUGGGAGCUAUAUUGUUUCCGACGAGUU
Molecule: messenger RNA, 1246 nt
Organism: Plasmopara halstedii
Lineage: Eukaryota; Oomycota; Peronosporomycetes; Peronosporales; Peronosporaceae
Exons: 1
Coding region: 812-1009 (65 amino acids)
Source: RefSeq, a predicted model, not a curated record